Tuber aestivum (summer truffle) is the source of this 4511-nucleotide messenger RNA. Lineage: Eukaryota; Fungi; Ascomycota; Pezizomycetes; Pezizales; Tuberaceae. The record is from the annotation of a GenBank genome assembly.
GCCCCCAAUCCGAUCCCUUGAGCGGUGCUUUCUGCUUUUUGGGUCGUACUGAGCUGGUGGUUGUAGUGGUGGUUGUUGGUUUGUAGCUUGUCCGCCUUCCUUUCCUCAUCCUCCUUCCCUCUCACACUCACUCACUCUCGUCCGCCCCCAAUAAUUAUCAUCUCUCACCGGUUCGCACUUCUUACCUCAGUUCUUCUCCUUCUCUCGUUUAUCUCCAUCUUUCUCUUCCCGCAGCCCCCCCCUCUCUCGAACAAGUGAAGCGAAGAGCCUUCCCUUCCCUUCUCUCAUCUCCUACUGUACCAACCCCCCCCCCCACUCUCACCAUUUUCUCCGUUUUUCUUUUCCAAAAAUUGAAUUUGUUCAGUAUUGCGGCUGUUUGCCGGCCUGGAUCUGAUCGGAUCAGAUAUAGCCCCUCAUUCAGACGUAGCGCUUGCAUACAAUUUCUCUCCCGCUCUUCUUUUUUUACCCACUGCCGUUGUCGGUUGUGCUGGUUUGGUUUGGUUGCCCUGGUGGAUCGCCACCUCCUUCGCCGCCAUCGACUAGACAUUAUUCAGCCCGCCCGCUCCCCGCCGCUCAUCCUCUGAGCCAUCUUCCUGCUCACCCUAUUCCCCACCUCAACCAAGGGCCCCACUCCAGCGCAUUUGCCGUUUAGGUUUCAGCCUCAAGGCAUCCAACAUCCAACAACUCACAAACCUUCUGCUCCCUCUUCUCCCACCAUUCUUUAUUUUUACCAACAACGUCAACGAUAUUCUCCUAAGUGGGGCGAGCCGUUAUUCCAGGGUAGUCCCGUCGUCGUCGACUCAUAAAACCAACCCCUUCCGUCGCCACGGCAGGUUGACUGAGGCCUCACCCCCGAGAGAAAAGUUACAGUCUAAAUGCCCCGUGCCCCGGUUGCUGGUCGUGAGAUACGCCGUCGAAGCCGGAACGGUUGCUGGUAAAAACACUUUCGCUUCACGAUGCUUCUCGGGAGUCUUCCUAUCCGGUGCUAUCACAUGCUAACAAUGUUAUUAUAAUAGGAACUGCAAGGCCAGGAAGGUAAAAUGUGGUGAAGAGAAGCCCCGCUGCAGCAACUGCGAGCGGCUCGACGAAGAAUGCGAUUACAAGAUUAGGUUAUCGUGGGGAGGCCGUCCUCUUAAAAAGAAGCAGUUGGAGAAUGGGGCAAACGGCCAGGACCCUAAUGCCGACGAUCAGUCGCAGUUUAUCCCUGGGGCUGGCCAGUUCUCAAUAAACCAGCACUUUCCUUCCCCGCAAACCUUUGUGCAGGCUACGCCUAGUAACGGAGCGAGGAAACCACCGGUUCCGAGGGUUGGGAAUGGGAAGAAGACUACUAUGUCGAAUUAUCAAACUGUGUUUUCUGUAGCGGAACCUUCGAGCGCCCCGGUGAUGCCGGCUUCAUCGACUUCAUCGGCACCUCUUGAUCCACAAUUGGCCCCGGUUGCCACACAACAGCCUCCACCGCUACAGAGCCCUGCCGUCAUCCAGCAGCAGCAGCAGCAGCAGCAGCAGCAGCAACAGCACCAGAAUCGGCCGAGUGCCUAUGGAUGGCAGCAAGGACUUACCCCAACUACUGCAGCACCUCCCUCUGGAGCUUUUGAGAAUGAUGUAGUCUUCAAAACUGAACAGCAGCAACAGCAGGGUCUUUUCUCCCCAUAUACACCAGUCUCGCAAUCAUUCAACCAGGUUGCAUCGCCCGUUUCUAGCUAUCCGAAUGGCAACGGCCAGAUGCAUAGUCCCCCGGGCCCCCCCAGCCUUGUCACGAGUCCUACAAGCCAGUACGACAGCCAGCAACACAGCUCUCCGACACAGCAAUAUCACAACAAGUCGUUUCAUACGCCUCCUCCUAUCCUUACAUCCCCGAGGAAGAGAAUACGAACCAGCACUUCUCCUAUACAAGCACCCCCUCACUCUCCAUAUACGUUUGAGCAUAUCAACGCCCGUCCAACCGUUACCGUGGCACCGGUUCCAACUUCUCUUAGCACAGCUUUGGAUUAUGUGUCACAACCAAUACCCAAUACCUCAAUAAAUCAUGUCGCAGGAUUGAUGGACCACCACCACCAUCCUGCUGGUGUAGGUACGGGCAUGCGCCGGGUUUCUGUUGAGAAUCUAUUAGCUCCCCCUUUGCGUGAUAGCGAUAAUAGCUAUGACGGAAGUUAUGUUGACCGAUAUCCUUCAGAAAUGGAAGAUUAUAAAAGGGAAGAUCUUUCCCAGAGCCGCACGCUUCUUUACGGCGUUGACCGCGGAGAGCCCGACAUGGACAACGACGAGGACGACGACGACGAUGUGGAAGAAAUCCCUCGACACGAUUAUGGCGGCUACGACGACGGUAUGGCGAUGAUAGGAAGGGCGGCAGGAUUUUAUGGGGGCGAUAUGAGCAAUCCAUUUUACCCUGUUGCUAUCACUAUUCCAAGGAAGCUUGACCCACUACCGCAGCUACUGCUCGAUAAUAGAAAGAACAUGAUGUACUUUCACCACUACUUACAUUACACCGCUCGCUUACUAGUGCCCCACGAUUGUUCGGCGAAUCCCUUCAAGAGCAUUCUUCCUCAAAGUGGGUUUUUGUUCUCACUGCCCCUUAUAGUUUCGAAGACUAAUAGCCUGAUUUUUGCAGUGGCUGUUCAAACCGAUCAUUUGAUGAAUUUGCUUCUUGCGUAUUCGGCAAGUCACCGGGCUAGAUUGUUGGAGCACCCUGAGCCUACAGAGCGGAUCGGUCGAUUCCUUGAUGAGACAGUACGGAGCCUCCAUUCCUCCUUGGAUAACCCUGAAGACGCGAAGAGCGAUUCAACAUUAGCGACCGCCAUCAUGUUGUCUUCAUACCAGAUCAUUUCUCCUAAUCCGUUCUCGGUGAGUGGGCUCACGUGGCAAACUCAUCUCAGCGCGGCCCGGAAGAUCAUCUUGGCUCGUGGAGGCGCUCAGGGGAUGCAUAGCAGGGACAAGGUUUCGUAUUUCCUGGUUAGGUGGUUUGCGUACCUUGAUUUGCUGGGAAGUCUCAGUGGCCGUGACACGGAGGAGCCGAUUUUUAGCGGCAAGUACUGGACAAACGACGAUGGUGAAGGGGAGGCGGAGGAAUACGCAGUGGACUGCUUCUUUGGAUUCACAAGCCGUUGCGUGAGUAUCCUGGCGAAGAUAGGGGAGCUGGCACGGAGAUGCGAGCAGGAAAAGAGGGAGUACGCGGAAAGUUUGGCUCUCACAAACCACGCGAUGCAUGAGCGAAGUUAUGACGAGUGGACACCAACACCCGCAAUUUUCCAGGCCGCCAUGAUAUUGCAACAAGAGCUGGAGGAUGCGCGUGGCAAGGCGGUGGGAAAUUGCGCGCACAGUCAUCACAACCAUGCAGCGCUCCAACAUUUCAGGCCGGGAUCACCGUCGAACAAUUUCGACACAGAGGAAUUGUUGGCCACUAACGACUCGUUCCACUGGGCGGCGCUUAUUCACCUUUACCGGCGUGUGUUGAACUACCACACCCAACAUCCGCGUGUGCAACAGUCGGUUGGGCAGAUUGUGCGGUCUAUGGGGAACGUACGUCCUGGUGGCACAGCUGAGAAUUGCUUGCUUUUCCCGCUGUUCUCGGCAGGAUGUGAAGCGGUGGACAGCAAUCACAGAAAUUACACUUUGGGGAGGAUGAUUGAGGUGGAGAAGAGUGGUUUAGUGCAGGUUUGUUUCCCCGUAUAUUUUUCCUUGGCCAUAAAAUGACACUUUUUACUAACCACCCAUUCUCCUUUCAGGUCCGACAUGCAAGACUAUUAAUGCAACGAGUUUGGAAAGAGCGGCGGCCCUGGUGGGAAAUGGCCUCGGGAGAGUUUAUUGGUUAACUACCCCCCGAACGAUGCAUGAGGAAAAAAAAGAAAGAAAAACAUGCCUGAUCCCUCCAAUUUUUUUUGCCCUUUUGUUUCACCUAUCGUAUUGUUUAGCGGUGGGAGCAGGUUUUUUGGACUUCAAAAAAAAUACCGUUGUUUCAUGUUUCACUCUCGCCUCCUUUUUGCUUCCAUUUUUCAUAUCCAUCUCUCCUUCCCCUCCCGCCUUUGGUACUUUCAUUCUGGUGCAUCAUUCAUUCCGCUUCACUGUUUUAUUCUAUUUCUUUCCUUUUUAACAUGGGAGACGUCGGAUGGGUUUCAUGACGGAGGGUGUACUUUGGAGUUUAUCGUUUUUUGUUUUUUAUAGUUUGUCAUCCUCUUGCGCGUCUAUGUCUUCAUUCCUUUUUCUCUUUUUAUUUCUUUCUUAGGAUGGUAAUGUGGCAUGGGGGGUAAGAGUGAUAUUUUCCGAUUAGGUCCGAAAACUGGUGCCUUGGGGGCGUUUUGGCAUCCUUUUCCUGUUGAUCAUCUUGAGCAAAUAACCUCUUUAUUUCAGGGUGUGUACGGUAUAAGUGUGCAUGGAUGUGCUGUACCUGGCGGGCAGCUAUCGUACUAAAUGCUUCCACCAUCGUCAUCGGGCGACACUCUAGGUAUACUCGAGUAGUAAAGCACCAGGUCAACGAUAAGUCAAGUUUCAAAAGAAGAAAAAGGAGAGAGAAGAGC